This is a messenger RNA of Trypanosoma conorhini, 720 nucleotides long. RefSeq lists its product as uncharacterized. The coding region runs from base 1 to 720 and encodes 239 amino acids. The record is from RefSeq and is a predicted model, not a curated record. The transcript has a single exon. Gene Ontology annotation, molecular function: protein binding. NCBI's taxonomy places the organism in Eukaryota, Euglenozoa, Kinetoplastea, Trypanosomatida, Trypanosomatidae.
AUGUCUGUGGUCCUAGAUUCUGUACCAAAUGACAACUAUGAGCCAUCUGAAGCGGAAAUUACUGAAUAUGGGAAGUGGCUCGGCAUGAAUUUUCCCGAAGACAAGCCUUUUCUUUGGAUUGCACGAGAGGGUUUGAAGGCUCCUUUACCAGAGCACUGGAAGGCCUGCAGAAGUGAGAAAGGGGACUUAUACUACUUUAAUUUCAAGACGGGUGAGAGCAACUGGGACCAUCCACUAGACGAGCAAUUCAGGGAGCUACUUAAGAACGAGAAAAUGAGUCCUAGUCCGCAGAGUGUCGCCAAUGGAGCGAAAAGGACGCCCUUUGAGGUCAAUGCAGAAGAAGAAACCGUGGCCGAACAGAACAAAACUACAGAUUCAUGCGGAUCUUCUGCUGGGGGGAAAUCAAAGAUUCGGGCAUUGAAAUCACUCAAGCUGAAGAAGAAACUUCCAAGUGAUCUGUGUUUGAACAUAAAGACAGGUGGCAACCCUGGUUCGGAUACUAAUGAGCGUUGCUUAGAACCCAUCAUCUUGGGGAGAACAAAGGGAGGUAAAAAUUGCUCUAUCCUAAAAAAAGCUACAGAAACUGUAUCCGCCGAAAGAGCUGGGGAAUGUUUAAAUUCUGACAAAACGGUUUUUGAAGCGGAUAUUAAUGAUCAACUUAAGCAUUUUCAAGAGGAAAAACUAAAAAACACCAUGCUGCAAAAGAAGAAUAUGAGAUGA